Messenger RNA from Teleopsis dalmanni, 715 nucleotides. RefSeq lists its product as uncharacterized. Bases 163 to 603 code for a protein of 146 amino acids. The transcript has 3 exons. NCBI's taxonomy places the organism in Eukaryota, Metazoa, Arthropoda, Insecta, Diptera, Diopsidae. The record is from RefSeq and is a predicted model, not a curated record.
GUCUGGGCAGGUUCUAAGAUUUCCAUAGAAACAAAAUCGGUUGUAGAUAAUAAAAAAAAGAAUUGUUCAGUAGACAAAGAUAACGAGAAUGCGACUAUAGGCAAACGAAAGAGACGUAAACCAUCGAAUGAUUCAGGAAUUGCACCAAAAAGGAAGAAAUUAAUGUCAGAAGAAAAAAAGCUGAUCAGUUGUGUUGGUCUUGACGCUGAUCCAUCCAAAUGUGGGUCAGUUUUUGGUGAGACGCAUUCUAUAACGAAAAUCCUGGUCGAGGAUACAAGACUUCAAGUGCACGCAAUUGCAAGAGAGUUGGGGAUGAUUAGAAAAAGUGAGUUGAAGAGUAAAUCUAACGACGAAGGAAAAUGCGAAUUGAAUGAAGAGCUUCUUGAGAACAACAUAAUGGAAGUACUUGAAACUUUUGUACUGUCUCAGAAUGAACCGGGUUUCAGAGGAAACACUGUUCUGACAGAUAACAUCAAAAAUAUUAUACAUAGCAUAGUUGAGAAGUAUAUGAUGGAAUCUGUUUUCGAUGAUAGGACAGAUGCUGUGGACAAAUCUGCCACUAGUUUUAACAGCUCCAAAAUGUUUCGACCAUAUAUAAACUAGUUUGUGUUAAUUAGAUGAAUGAUUUUUAUAUUUAUCAUGUGAACUUUUGGAAAACUUGUGAAAAUUUCUUUGUAUUUUUUUGAACAGAAUUAUAUGUUUCUCGACACCUAAA